AUGAUGCACACUUGUGGAAAACUGUCACAGAAGCACAACUGAGUCAUACCUAACAUUUUAAUCAAGAAAGCCUACAGCAAAAAUGAAGUUUUUUGCUUUCCUCUCCAUCUUGGCGAUAGUUUUUCUUUGUCUUAUAUUCGGUCAUGUGAACUCUGAACCUGCUUCUGGUGAAGGAAGAGAGCCUGUAUGUGAUGUGAAUGCAUCCCUGAGAUGCCCAAGAAUUUAUAACCCUGUAUGUGGCAGUGAUAAGAGAACAUAUGACAAUGAAUGCAUGCUCUGUGCUGAAAGGCAGAGGACUAAGGUGAAUAUUCGGAUUACCAAGGAUGGAUUAUGCUGAAGAAUCUGAUUUCACUAUUACACAAAUUCUCCAUGCUCCUUCAUACAUAGAAUGUUGCUGAAUAUUUUGAUGCAAUAAAUUGCAAUCUAGCUUA
Messenger RNA from Rana temporaria (common frog), 431 nucleotides. RefSeq names its product serine protease inhibitor Kazal-type 1-like. Gene Ontology annotation, molecular function: serine-type endopeptidase inhibitor activity; protein binding. The coding region runs from base 83 to 337 and encodes 84 amino acids. The record is from RefSeq and is a predicted model, not a curated record. NCBI's taxonomy places the organism in Eukaryota, Metazoa, Chordata, Amphibia, Anura, Ranidae. The transcript has 4 exons.